AUGGCUCAUCUUCCUGCAGAUGUUAUUCAGUGCAUACAAUCUCUUCUCACUGCAAAAGAAGCUGCUCGAACCACUCUCCUAUCCAAGUCAUGGUACGGCGCGUGGGCCACAACUCCCAAUCUCAGUUUCGAUGAAUACGAGUUGCGAGAAAGGUUGCCGCAGUUGGCGAAGAAGACGUUGCAGAGGUAUGAACAUCUCAAUCUAAACAUCCAAAGUUUCAGUCUACAGAUGUAUGGAGAACAUUCUCUGGCUAGAGAAUUGAUUUCGAAAGCGAUGGAAUUGGGGGCUACCGAUCUCAAGAUUCUUGUUGAGGACAACAAUACUGUGUCGUUUGUUUUACCAGAUAAGGUGGUUGAAUCCCAAACCCUAACUCGAUUAUCUGUUUUUGGCUGCACAGUUGAACUCGGGAGGAGGAAGAAGAAAGAGGUAAUACCUUGUUUCACUCUUAAAUCCCUUCAUCUAUCCUAUGUGACUGUAAAUGGUGAUUUCUUUAAUGAUUUGAGUUGGAGAUUCCCACUGAUUGAGGAAUUCACAUUGAAAAAACCGAAGAGCUUGCCUGGAACACAGCUUGCGCUUGAUGUUGGUGCGAUGAUGAAACUGCAUAAGCUCGAGUAUUUGCGAAUGGAGGGUUUGGAUAUUAAAGAUAGCUUCUCUAAGCAUGACUUGUGGCCUCAACUUCGUUACCUCAAAGAAUUGGUGGUUCAGAAUUUCCAGUUUAGUAAGUACUGGAACGACAUAAGAAUUUGCAGCCAGUCGCUUGAGCGCAUAGUCAUACUCUUACAUUGGCAUGGAAACGUGAAUGCGGAGUUUGAUGUUCCAAAUAUUCGAUACCUUAAGUUGGGAUGUGCUGGUUUCCCGCGUCUCAAGUUUGAAACAACAAUGAUGAGUAGGGAAUGGGUGUCGGAUAUAGAGAUAAGUUGGUGGGACGACUGCAAUUUCUUCUAUAAGUUGAAGCAAUUUGUGAAAGUGGUGAGCUGCGUAUCUCGUGUUUCUCUGCAUAUAGCGAUGAUGAGGGGAUAUAAUUGGGCAGAAGGAUAUGUGGGAGAUGAUGGUUUGGGUGUAGCUGCGCUGGAGAACUUGACGCUGGAGAAUAUUGGAGUCACCUCAGCUUUUGUGGAUGACUUAUUGCGGUGUUGUCGCCCCAACUUCAUAUACCUUCCCAGAUGGGAAGUGAAUGUGGAAGCGCUGCAACAGCUGGGGCGUCUGCCAUGGAAGACCAACACAUUCACAUCACUAAAUCCUUGGGACUUCCUCUUUGCCAUUCGAGAGGGGAAGACGUUAUCAGAUACACAAUAUGUUCGCUUUCAACUCAGAUGA
Salvia miltiorrhiza (redroot sage) is the source of this 1317-nucleotide messenger RNA. RefSeq lists its product as uncharacterized. The transcript has a single exon. The record is from RefSeq and is a predicted model, not a curated record. Gene Ontology annotation, molecular function: protein binding. Bases 1 to 1317 code for a protein of 438 amino acids. Lineage: Eukaryota; Viridiplantae; Streptophyta; Magnoliopsida; Lamiales; Lamiaceae.